CUUACGUAUUAUAUAUUUACGUAUUUGAUAUUAUAUAUUUAUGAUAUUUAUUUAUUCCCAUAAUAUUUAUUUAUUUAUUAUUUGGCCAAAUAAGGCCAGCUAUGUAUGGGUGAUCUACCAUUUGAGGGAUCAUAUACGCCCGCAAUUAUUUACACAUCGUUAUAAGAUUACAAUUUACAUAUCCUGUUGAUUACUUUUAAUAAAUCGUAAGAGGACCCUCUUGAGAAACUACGACGCGUCUAAAACCACUACCUAAAAGUGAUUAAAAACUACUAUUAGAUUAGGCACUUUUAAUUUAAUUGAAUGGUAAAUUAUAAAGUAAGUAAUCGAAUUACCUACGCAUCUUAUGCAUUAUAAAUACAAAAGUCACACCUUUCAAUAGUAAGGAAAUGAUAUCAUCUGUUCUUGUAUUCGUAAUUUUAGCAGCUGCAUCCGCAAGAAACAACAAAGAUGUAAGCUUUGAAAAUUGGAGGGGUUACAAGCCUGGUGACAGGAUCUUCUAUUUUCCCGGGGAAGAUGGUAAAAUACACAAAAUCGAUUCCUGGGCACCAAUCGAUAGAGAUUUUAUAUCGGUUACACCCGCAUCUGUACGGAAUAACAAACAUGUAAGGUUUAGAAAUUGGAAGGGUUAUAAGAAUGGUGACAGGAUCUUCUAUUUUCCCGGGGACAAUGGUAAAAUAUACAAAAUCGAUUCUUGGGAACCAAUCGAUAGAGAUGCAAUACGCAACUACACUUGCUGGCCUGUCAAUAACGGAUAUUGGUUGUACACAAGGUCGAAUGCAAAAGAAAAACAGAUUCUGAUAAUGGGGAAUAAAUCCAGUGUACGAAAUUCAAAUUUCGACCCCAACAAACCUACCGUUUUCACAUCUCACGGAUGGUUAGGUGACGGUAACACCGAAAUGAAUCAACUUCUUACUAAAGUUUUCCUUAAAGACGCUGACGUUAACGUCAUAGUCCUUGAUUGGAGUGGGCUGUCCAAGAUGGGAUAUGUGACAGCAAAGGAGUCAGUUCCGAAGGUGGGCCGAAUGUACGGGCAGUUCAUUUACUGGCUACAUAAAAACUUUCACAUGGCCUUGCAGAAUAUCCACCUAGUGGGCCACAGUCUGGGUGGCCACUUAGUUGGCAGCGCAGGGAGAGAGCUUCAAGGGGCUGCGCAGAGAAUAACAGCCCUCGACCCAGCUGGCCCUCUAUGGUGUUAUGAUAAGCGCCGUCUAUCCAGAACAGAUGCACACUACGUCGAGGUCAUCCACACGAACGCCUACAUGGCCGGCUACCCCAAACCUUGCGGCCACUCCGACCACUACCCCAACGGAGGCUCGUUUAUGACCGGCUGUCAUGUUUUGGACUUGAUUUGUCAUCAUUCCAGAUCCUGGAAAUAUAUGGCUGCCAGUGUUGAGCACAAUGAGUUUCUGGCUAAUAAAUGUUCAAGUGUAUGGGAAGCGUUUAAUGAUCGGUGUUCAGGGGCUGGAGGGCUGAUGGGCAACAGCUUUAUCGCAAAGAAACAAGCAGCUUUCGUGAAAAUGAAGUGGUUUGUCCUGAUAUCCGUCGCUAUAGCAGUUACGUCUGCGAGCGUCAUCAAAGACCCAACCGAGGGUUACCAGGAUGGGGACAGAUACUUCCUGUUUCCGGGUGACGGAGACAACAUACUCCAUCUGGUAGACACACUCGAACCAGUCGACGAAGAAUUCAUCCGGGACUACGCAAGAAACCCGGAUAACAAUGGCUACUGGCUGUUUACACGGGCAAAUCCUCACACGGCUCAAUUUCUGCUGGAUGGUGACGUGAACAGCGUCAUCCAGUCCAACUUUGAUUUGAGAAAAAAUACCGUCUUCCUAGCUCAUGGAUGGAAUGGUCAUGGUGGAAAUAAUAUGAACAAACAUCUGACUGAAGCUUUCCUUCAAACGGCUGACGUGAACGUCAUCGUCCUGGACUGGAACCGCCUCGCCAACCGCAACUACAUCACGGCCAAGAAUGGAGUCGCCGCAGUCGGCCGCGGGCUCGGCCAGUUCAUCCGCUGGCUUAACCAAGGCUUUGGGCUUUCGCUGGAAAAAUUGCACUUGGUUGGGUUCAGCCUUGGAGGACAUUUAAUGGGCAACGCGGGCCGAGAGCUGCAGGGCCAAGUUAGAAGGAUCACAGCUCUGGAUCCGGCCGGUCCCCUAUGGGGAAGCGACAGCAACCGCAUUGCCCCAACUGACGCCCGCUACGUCGAGGUCAUUCACACCAACACCGCCAUGUAUGGCUACUCCAGCCCAUGCGGCCACUCCGACCACUACCCGAACGGCGGCUCAAGUAUGCCUGGCUGCUGGAUUAACAGCUGCUCACACUCGAGAGCCUGGGAAUACAUGGUUGCUACGGUCAAGUAUGACCAUCUCUUAGGCAACGAAUGCGAGACCCAGAGAGAUGCUAGCAGGGGCAGAUGCUCUGGCCCUCCUCAAUCAAUGGGCAACGGGGAUAUCAAUAAAGAACAGCUCGGCAUCUUCAGAGCAGACACCGGAAGAAAUUACCCGUACUAAAUAAUGUGAAUAACAAACUAUUUUGUAAAUUAGUAUUAAGCGAUCCAGAUAACUUUUA
Messenger RNA from Cydia pomonella (codling moth), 2571 nucleotides. RefSeq lists its product as uncharacterized. Lineage: Eukaryota; Metazoa; Arthropoda; Insecta; Lepidoptera; Tortricidae. Gene Ontology annotation, molecular function: lipase activity. Bases 390 to 2513 code for a protein of 707 amino acids. The transcript has 12 exons. Gene Ontology annotation, biological process: lipid metabolic process. The record is from RefSeq and is a predicted model, not a curated record.